AUGUCCACACCUCCGACGACGACAACCCUCGGCGAAGAAGCGACCCCCUCGAAUCCAGCUGGCUCGUUUCCGAUUUCCGCUCAAAGCCAGCUGAACCCAUAUUUUUCCACGUUUCCCUAUGGCUACCAGACCGCGCCUGAAUUUUCUACAUUCGGUUACCUCCCGGGGACUGCCACCUCUACAGCCGCUUGGCAUACACCUCAAAACCCCCAUGUUGCAUUCAGUCGCACCUUCAACUCGAUGGGGCUAGGCCUGGAUCAAACGCGAAGCUUCCAAACAAUGACCACGAACCUUGGAAAGCGGAAGCGUCGGGUUCUCUUCACGCAGCAACAGGUAAUCAUGCUCGAACGCCGCUUUGCAACCCAACGAUACCUCAACGCCACCGACCGCGACACCCUCGCCCGCAGUAUCGGUCUUGCCCCCAAUCAGGUGAAAAUCUGGUUCCAAAAUGCGCGCUACAAGCAGAAGCGCCAGGAGAAGGAGAAGAAGAUGGGAGGGAGGAUGAGCGGAUCGGGAGGAAGCUGUAAGGAUGGAGAUGAUAGGGACAGCAGAGAUUGCGAGAGCCCGGACAGUCAUACGACGAGCAGUGGAAGUCCGAAUGGGAUGGUGAAAAUCGAGGAGAAGGAGAUCAAGCCGGAGCUGUUGAAGGGCGACUCACAGGUGCCGCUUGCGGGUACUGUAUUGGAUUGUUCGCUGUAUGAAAAUCCCUUCUACCAUCAAAUGCCGACAGCCACUGGGGGAUAUAAUCCGCAAGGUCUCGCCUUUGGCCCCUUCGCCCAAAGCUACCCCUACCCCUAUGGACAAACUUUUAUGAAUCCGCAUAGAUUG
This is a messenger RNA of Mesorhabditis spiculigera, 828 nucleotides long. Lineage: Eukaryota; Metazoa; Nematoda; Chromadorea; Rhabditida; Rhabditidae. The record is from the annotation of a GenBank genome assembly.